GCGACCUGAACGCAGCGCCUUAGACCGCUCGGCCAUCCUGACUAGAAACAUAUAAUAGAACAACAAUUUGUUCUAAAUUAUUAGUAUGCCUACUUCCUGAGUCCAUAGCCUGCUAUAGUGUCAUACUAAGAGUCCAACUCAGCGUCGACUGCAGCCUCCAGUUCGACUCAAGUCCCUCCCACGGGAAACAUAUGGCCGAGCCAGCUUCAGGUUUCACGAGGGAAAACUACCAGCGAGCUGUCUCUUUUAACUCUGUACCAUGAGGUGGUCUUCUCUCCUCCUGCUCUCCUUCCUCUCUGGUGUGAUGGUGGUUCGGGGGGGCUCAGACUUUAGAGUCUGUGCCUUCAACCUCCAUCACUUUGGGGAUUCGAAGUCUAAGAAGAGCACUGUCAUGCACACUCUUACCAGGAUCAUCGCUCGCUGUGAUGUGUGUUUGCUUCAGGAAGUGAGAGAUAGUAAAGAGAAAGCUUUACCAAUGCUGCUUACAAGCCUCAACAGCUAUGACGCCAAACAUAAGUACGACGCUGUGGCCAGUGAGAGGCUGGGCAGAUCUGAAUCAUACCAGGAGCAGUACGUGUUCGUUUACAGGACUGAUACAGUGACUCUCACUGACCAGUACCAGUAUCCUGAUGAUCGACCAGGAGAUGUUGAUGCUUUCUCCAGAGAACCUUUUGUUGUCCGCUUCAAAGCCCCCAAGACAACUAUAAAGGAGUUUGUCCUCAUACCCCAGCACACCACUCCAGUCAACACCACGAAGGAGCUUGAUGCACUGUAUGAUGUCUUACAACAUGUGAAAAAGAUGUGGAAAACUGAGAAUGUGAUGCUUCUUGGUGACUUCAACGCUGACUGUGGCUACCUCGCUAAGAAGAACAGGAAGAAUGUGCGUCUGAUCACAGACACAGAUCUCGUUUGGCUCAUCGAAGAUAAAACUGACACCACCGUGCGAUCGACCACCUCCUGCACCUACGACAGGAUCGUUGUGCAUGGGGCAGCAUUUACAAGAGAAAUUGUGCCUCUUUCUGCAAAACCAUAUAACUUCCAAACAGAGUUCAGACUAACAGAGGAGCAGGCGCUGGAGGUCAGUGAUCACUACCCAGUGGAAGUGCUGCUGAAGGUCGUCAAGUCAAGAUUCCCUUUCAAUGAUGCAACUUCUCUAACCAGCACAAAGCUCCUCUCUUUCUUCGUCCUCAGCCAUCUUGUCUCUCGAGUGUUCACAUGACAACUGAAAAAUAAACUCUGUGGAGCUUUGUUCCUGAAGACAAUCUCAGAACAGAUUUCUUCAUGGACUGAUGAGAACUGUAUAAUUAUCCAAUGUGUAGACGUGCCAAACAUUAGCACGUUAAAACUUCACAGAAAUGGCCCUCCAGGUUUCAAAUUCAGGGUUAGAAAAGGAUAAAAACUGGAAAUUACACAACUGUUAUAUAAUUCAUCCUAUUUCACAGUAAUUCAUCUACCCAUGUACCUGCAGGAGUCCUCAGUAUGAUAACGAAUCUUUGCAUCAUUGCGCUAUAGCAAUAAAAAAACUACAGUAAAACUGUUUACUUAAUGAUAAUGAUGAUGAUGAUAGGCCAAGAAUGACAAUGGAUUCACGCCAAACAAGUCAACAAUGCUACACAAUAUAUGCAAAAUUUGCCACAUUCGCUUCACUAACUUGAGUUAAAAUAUACAACCAAAUAAACAUGAGCGAAAUACUUUUUUAUUUGAUGUCACGAAAGCCAAUCAGCGUUGAGAAUGGAACACACUGUUGUCGCGUUCGACCAAAUUUAGCAGGCCACCUCGUCAGCCUCAGGUAGCUCUGCAAACGACAGUCAUCCAGAUGCAGUUUCUGGAGGAGAAGGUGAAAUCACCAAGUUGUGUUUACCUCCAGCUGCACCACCAACACACAACUACGCUAGUUACUCAGGGAUUUCCACAACAUGUACAACGCAGCGACAGUUGUCACUUCAGCCAGCAGUCCUCCUCUCCUCUCUUCCAGAGUGGAAUGGGCAAAUAUCUUUUAGAUGGUGUUUACUCAUGUUGCUCACCUGAGUACAAGUUAACACAAAAGACAGCACAAUCACACAUAUACAAAUGUGCAAGCGGGGAGGCGACAAAUCACUCUUAUUAAAUGUUGAUUUCUUAUGAAUGGAAUAAACAAUGCACUUUGUCAAUA
Molecule: messenger RNA, 2152 nt
Organism: Platichthys flesus (European flounder)
Lineage: Eukaryota; Metazoa; Chordata; Actinopteri; Pleuronectiformes; Pleuronectidae
Gene: dnase1l1
Product: deoxyribonuclease I-like 1
Exons: 10
Coding region: 260-1219 (319 amino acids)
Biological process (GO): DNA catabolic process
Cellular component (GO): nucleus
Molecular function (GO): DNA nuclease activity
Source: RefSeq, a predicted model, not a curated record